Echinops telfairi (small Madagascar hedgehog) is the source of this 1654-nucleotide messenger RNA. It is a transcript of the gene HSD17B2, whose product is annotated as hydroxysteroid 17-beta dehydrogenase 2. NCBI's taxonomy places the organism in Eukaryota, Metazoa, Chordata, Mammalia, Afrosoricida, Tenrecidae. Bases 288 to 1427 code for a protein of 379 amino acids. Gene Ontology annotation, molecular function: oxidoreductase activity. The transcript is spliced from 5 exons. The record is from RefSeq and is a predicted model, not a curated record.
UGUGUGUGUGUGUGUGUGUGAGCGUGUGUUUACAUGCAGGGGGUACCUGUGGGGGGUGGAGGGCGCUGUCGGAGAGGAAGUGCCCUGGUAUUUAUAACAGACUGCAGGCCAGUUUAAACUCCCCGCUGGAAUUGUGUGCCUGCAUAAGUAUUCUAAAUCCUGCUUAUUCACAGAGUGCCAGGGCUGCUCUUGCCUUUCCAUUCAUAUAACCCAGGCCCUCUCCUGCCAGCCUUUACCCACCAACCUCGCUGGCCCCGGGGACGUGGCGGUGCCUCUGGUCGCUGAGAAUGAACACCAGUGUCCCUGAGCCAGCAGCAUGGCUCUGCCUGGUUGUUGCUGCAGUGUUGGCGGGGACGGUUGUUUGCAAAUUCAAGAAGAGCCCCAGACAGGUGGGGAGCAAGGCCAUCUACUUGGUGGGCCUCUGGGGAGCAGCUUGCCUGCUCCUCAUGCCCUUCUACUGCGGCGUGCUGCUCGUUGUCCUGUCCUGCUUCCUCCUCUUGGCAUACCUAUAUGGCCAGGAGCUGUUACCUGUGGACCAGAAGGCAGUCCUGAUCACAGGUUGUGAUACCGGGAUGGGCCACGCCCUGGCCAAGUACCUGGAUGAGCACGGCUUCACGGUAUUUGCUGGCGUGCUGAAUGAACAAGGAUCAGGGGCAGAGGAACUGCGAAGAAACUGCUCCUCCCGGCUCUCUGUGGUACAGUUGGAUAUCACAAACUCGGCCCAGAUAAGAGAUGCCCACAGCAAGGUGGUGAGGAAGGUGCAGGACCGAGGACUAUGGGCUGUGAUCAACAAUGCUGGUGUCCUUGGCUUCCCAAGUGAUGGGGAACUCAUCCCCAUGACAGACUACAGACAGUGUAUGAAUGUGAACUUCUUCGGAGCUGUGGAAGUCACAAAGACAUUUCUGCCUCUUCUCCGGAAAGCCAAGGGGAGGCUGGUGAACAUCGCCAGCAUGGCGGCAGGGAUCCCGAUGGAAAAGCUGGCUGCCUACAGCUCAUCCAAGGCAGCGCUGGCCAUGUUUUCGGGAGUGCUGAGACGAGAGCUCUCCAGAUGGGGGAUGAAGGUUGUCACCAUCUACCCUGGAGCCUUCAAAACACAACUCACAGGCACUGAAGAGAUGUGGGACAGGAUGGAGAAGAACCUCCUGGAUGCCCUCACUCCUGAGGUGCAGGAAGACUACACCGAGGACUAUAUUCUUUCUCAGCGGAACAUCCUCCACUACAUGGCCCUGAGUAGCAGAGAGGACUACUCGCCCUUCAUCUUGGACGUUCAGCAUGCAGUGCUAGCGAAGAGCCCCUUCGCUCUGUACUCACCAGGCAGAGAGUCUCUCCUGGGGCUCUAUGCUAUCUCUUUCCUCCCCACGUCCGUGUGUGAUUUUCUCAGCAAGCAAGCACCUUUGCAGCUCUUAAAAAAACACCCACCGCCUUAGGAAGGCGGACCUGGAAGACUAAGGCCAGGCCACUUGGUGGGAAGCUCUGGACUUCAGGCAAGUGGGAAGCAGAGGCCCAGAGGUGUGAGCUUCUGAUCCAAGUUGCUUUUUAAAAUUGGGGUUAACAAGAUAGAAGGUAAUGGGCAUGGGUUGUUAGAUACAAAACUAAUGAUCUGCUAUGUAAACCUUUCCCAAUAAUAAUAAAAAUAAACAUCCUGGUGAUCGUG